This is a messenger RNA of Williopsis jadinii, 2237 nucleotides long. RefSeq names its product Afi1p (gene AFI1). Gene Ontology annotation, cellular component: cellular bud neck; plasma membrane. The transcript has a single exon. The coding region runs from base 133 to 2010 and encodes 625 amino acids. NCBI's taxonomy places the organism in Eukaryota, Fungi, Ascomycota, Saccharomycetes, Phaffomycetales, Wickerhamomycetaceae. The record is from RefSeq and is a predicted model, not a curated record. Gene Ontology annotation, biological process: cellular bud site selection; actin cortical patch localization.
CGCUACCACACAGAGAAGCACCGUACGACUGGGAAUGUUGACAUGGGAGCAGGCCCAUAAUAGUGCAAAUAAAACAGGAGCAAGUAGCCGUUUGUUCGAAGUAUACGUGGUGUGCUGGUUAAAGCAUAUGAUAUGAGCUCGAGGACGUCCCAUUACCGGCAAUCUCGAGCGUUAUCGCCCGAGAUAAGGAACCAGCUCACAUGUGUCAGCCAGAGUCCCAUCGCAAAAUAUGUCUUAGGUGCAGAGUUUGACAACCGUAUUGGAGCUGUGGUUAAGCACCAGAUACCUCGGAAGAUACCUGGGUUCAAGGAUCAACUGGGCUCUCUGGCGGAGCUGAUGAUUCCUUCAAGCAGUGAGCAUGUCGAGUACUCGUACUCUGUAUUCGUGCUCUACAAAGAUUCGUCCAACGUCUACAGAUUGCUCCCCGACAGUGAGAAGGAUAUGGUUGAGGAGGAUAGCCUGAGAUUGGACAAUCUGCAAUUGGGGUCAAUAAACACUAUCUAUGAACCGGUAUCGCAUGACGAUGAUAUGCUUUUUUUCUUCAACAUUACGCAUUCUGUCGAGUCAAGUCAGAACGAAAGGGGAAGGGCCAUAAGGUCGAUUGCGAUAGGAACACCACUGAGAAAUUUCUUCCUUUUUAAGCAUCUUAUAACAGCUACAGUUCAAUCAUAUAUACUGGAUCCACAGCUGUCUCACCUUACGGCGCUCUUCAACAUUGUCAAUUCCACUGACAUCUCUCUGUGGAAUAACUAUAUGGGUUGUAAUGCACACCUUCACAAUGUACUUGCCUUGAAUUACGAAUUCAACAACACAAUCAUACUGUCGUAUUUGAAAAGUCUCAAAGAAGACUCAUCAAAUACUCCGAAGGCUAAAUACAAGAAUGGUGUGCUUCAAUUCUUCUCCUCUUAUGACGUUACCAGCCUGUCGCCUCAGGAUUCGAUUUUGGCAAAAAUUCCUUUCAAUUUUGAUCUUACCAAACAUCCUUCAGAUAUAAUCACUGACCUGAACGUCUCAAGCCAUAUUCUCAAAUUCCUAUACAUACUAUCUUCACAUCUCAACAAGGUGGAUUACAAGAACUUCAACAUUGUCAUAUACUCCAAUCAGAGCUCAGAUGUUCUCACCUCGUUCAUAUUGACAUUAUCAAACUUCCUCAAUGGCUUUGAUAAGUCGUACUUCCACAACGACAAGAUCUUAUACUUUCCCUUGAUAGAACUUGUCAACUGGGAAGAGCUAUUGAAGUUCAACGAGCAUACAAAGAACACAAAAAUAAUUGGAACUAAUAACAUCAUCUUGAAAGAUUAUGACAACUUUUUUGACUUCUUUUACAAUUUGGACUCUUCCGAAAUCACCGUCUCUGGUUCCUUAGAUAUCCAUCCAGUUGCAUUCCCAAAGACAGGAGAUUUCAUGGAAUUGAUCCAAAAAUUGCUGCUAGAGAAGCAUGACUACAACACAGUAAGGAUCUCUCUUCAAAGAUUCAACAUAUGGGAAAUACUCAAGAUCCUUGCAAGAAAUGAAACUGAACAGAACGAAUUAAACUUGAGAGAUUACUAUCUGACAAGGAAUAAGAACAUUGUCAUUUUCGAUGAGUUUUUUGACUUUAAGAUAACAAGACUUUUGGACAUUUUGAAUCAAUUCGUUAAGCAUAUACAAUCAAAUGACUACAGCGAAGAGGCAAUUUCACAAUAUUCAUACUUUUAUUCAUUCUUCACUGACUUUGUCACAAGUGCUAUAAAGGGACGAUUGGAGAUGUUUCUCUACAUGUGUGAAAUCUUUCCAUGUUUUGUUGAAUCUCCUCAUGACUUGCUAUUUGACAUGAGCAAACAUUUUGGAACGGAUAAGAAUUUGUUAAGCUUAUUGUUUAAACCAAUCAUGAUUCAAAAUCAAGCACUGCAAAGUCGCAUUCUAGAGCUUUACCAGACAUUGAAGAAAAGUUCCUUGACAAUCAUUUUAGAGCAUCGUUUGAACCCAUUUGUAAGGAUUCUACUAGAGGAAAAACUUAAACAACCGUGAAUUUUGACAACUAAUAACUGGUUUAAUUAAGUGUGAGACCAAUCUUCUUCUCCAAUGGGAAGAGUCUGUAGUUAUUCAUGUGAUGAAAUCUCCAUGGACAAUCCAACUUGUCUAAUAUCACUUCGAAGAAUUGUAAGUUGCUUGUGUUCAAAUCAAUCUCACCCAUUGCUCUUUCCAAUUCAUCUUCAUUAUGUAUCGUCUUUGAAAUGCAAUGGCCCUGAUUACCA